This is a messenger RNA of Triticum aestivum (bread wheat), 1238 nucleotides long. RefSeq names its product transcription factor MYB30. The transcript has a single exon. Bases 151 to 885 code for a protein of 244 amino acids. The record is from RefSeq and is a predicted model, not a curated record. NCBI's taxonomy places the organism in Eukaryota, Viridiplantae, Streptophyta, Magnoliopsida, Poales, Poaceae.
GCAAUCCACAAACCAUCAUCAGCUUCCUCCGAGCAUCCGACUCCCUCCCUCGCCUCCGACCCAUCACACACACACAGCGCGAGCGUCUUAUCCGGGCCUGCGCGAAGAGAAGAGAAGAGUGCAGAGGAGCAUACAGAGUAAGCAACAGCAAUGGUGAGGGCUCCUUGCUGCGAGAAGAUGGGGCUCAAGAGGGGCCCGUGGACAGCGGAGGAGGACAUGACCCUGGUCGCUCACAUCGAGCAGCACGGGCACAGCAACUGGCGGGCGCUGCCCAAGCAGGCCGGCCUGCUGCGCUGCGGCAAGAGCUGCCGCCUCCGGUGGAUCAACUACCUGCGCCCCGACAUCAAGCGCGGCAACUUCACCAGCGACGAGGAAGAAGCCAUCAUCCAAGUCCACGCCAUGCUCGGCAACAGAUGGUCCACCAUUGCCGCCAGGCUGCCUGGCAGGACGGACAACGAGAUCAAGAACGUCUGGCACACACACCUCAAGAAGCGACUCGAAUCCUCGUCCAAGCCCUCCGGCCAGGCAGCGCCUAAGCGCAAAGCCAAGAAGCCUGCUGUGGCUGCGAGCGCGCUCGAGGGCCCGACCUCCGAGCCGGCGUCGUCGUCACCGGGGCAGUCCCUCUCGACGUCGUCCGCCACCGGCUACUCGAUGGCCUCGUCGUUGGAGAACACGGGAAGCUCUUCCUCGGAGGAGUUCCAGAUCGACGACAGCUUCUGGUCGGAGACACUGGCGAUGUCGGCGGACAGCUCCGGUUCCGGGAUGGAAUCCAGCGACACCUUCGGCGUAGAUAGUGGAGCACCGUCUUCGAGCAACGAUGAGAUGGACUUCUGGGUCACACUGUUCAUGCAGGCUAGUGACAUACAGAGUUUGUCACAGAUUUAACUUUUAAUGAGAAGAUUGGGCUAUUUUCGUAUUUCUCGCUAGCAUUCGCGGCGGACCAGGCGAGCGGCCUGGCCGAACCUGGAACGGGACGAACAAAGGGGCCAUUUUGGCCGGAAGUUUAUGUAGUUCGUUGGCUGAGUUGACCCUUGUUGCUGGCUCAGUUUCACGUGCGCAUUGGCUGGCCAUAGCGAGAGAAUUUUCUCCGGCCAGGACGUGAAACUGAAGGGACAAAUGAUGGGGCGGAAAGGUUGACAUGAUCAAAGACUGAAAGCCUGAUAAUACCUUUUAGCCGGAGGUUCAUAUUGCGAAAAGUCUGUUUUACUCAAGUAACCUUACUAAACCCUUUCUUCGUU